Molecule: messenger RNA, 1715 nt
Organism: Camelina sativa (false flax)
Lineage: Eukaryota; Viridiplantae; Streptophyta; Magnoliopsida; Brassicales; Brassicaceae
Product: serine/threonine-protein kinase UCNL
Biological process (GO): protein phosphorylation
Molecular function (GO): ATP binding; protein serine/threonine kinase activity
Source: RefSeq, a predicted model, not a curated record
AGCUAUUUUAAAUAAUUAUUUCGCAUAAGGAAAGAAGAAAAAAAAAAACUGAAAGAGACAAAUUCGAAGACAACGAUAACGAGAGCACAAUAUUAUAAAUAGAGGUAAGAGGAGACACAAUGCAAAAUUCAGACCCACUCGUCUCUCAUCACUCACACUCAAUGGAAACAUCACCAUCGUCCCCACCAUCAUCACCGCCGGAGAUUCUCCACCUUGACUCAACCAAAGCUCUCAAAAUCCUUGGUAAAGGUGCAACAGGAACCGUCUUCCUCGCACACAACGACGUCGUUUCAACCUCUUCUUCUUCUUCAUCUUCUCCCUUCGCCGUCAAGCUCGUACACAAGUCCUCUGCUUCCUCUAUCCGCCGUGCACGGUGGGAAAUCGAGGUUCUCCGUCGUCUCUCCGUUGAGUCUAAUCAAAACCCUUUUCUCCCUCGUCUCUUAGCUUCUUUUGAGUCACCAGAAUACUUCGCUUGGGCCGUACCUUAUUGCUCCGGCGGCGAUCUUAAUGUACUUCUUCGCCGUCAAAACGACGGCGUUUUCAGCUCCUCUGUUAUUAGAUUCUACGUGGCUGAGAUCGUCUGUGCGCUAGAGCAUCUUCAUACCAUGGGGAUCGCUUACAGAGACUUGAAACCUGAGAACAUUCUCAUUCAGCAGUCGGGUCACGUCACCUUAACCGAUUUCGACCUUUCCCGGAGCCUCAAAAAGCCCACCCGGCCCCAGUUCUAUCAACCCGACCCGGAAUUAAGCAUCGAUCGUAAAAAAAGUCUGAGCUUUUCUCGGUUGAUCUCACCGGCGGCGACAGAGAGAAAAAACAAAACACGGUUGUUGAAGAAAACGAGAUCCGCUCGGGUUAACCCGAUCAAUCGCCGGAAAACGAGUUUCUCCUCCGGCGAACGUUCUAAUUCCUUUGUCGGAACCGACGAGUACGUCUCGCCGGAGGUAAUCCGCGGCGACGGUCACGACUUCGCCGUCGACUGGUGGGCUCUUGGCGUUUUGACGUACGAGAUGAUGUAUGGAGAGACUCCGUUCAAAGGGAAGAGCAAGAAGGAGACUUUUGGUAACGUGUUGAUGAAGGAACCCGAGUUCGCGGGAAAACCUAACGACCUAACUGAUCUGAUACGGCGGUUGCUAGUGAAGGAUCCGGAUAGGCGGUUAGGUAGCCACCGUGGUGCGGCGGAGGUAAAGGAGCACGCUUUUUUCGCGGGUGUGAGGUGGGAUUUAUUAACGGAGGUGUCACGACCACCGUUUAUCCCGUUAAGAGAUGACGGAGAAUUAACGGUAGGUGGGUUUGAUAUAAGGGAACAUUUUGAGAAGCUGAGGACGACGCCAUCAUCAGCUCCUCCGUCGCACGUGUGUCGUAAAAACGAUCCGUUUAUUGAUUUCUGAUCCACGUGUGGGGGAGAAUCUAACACGUACAAACUACAAAGUUGUAUAUAAUUUUUUGUUAUUUUUGGGUAUUUUCAGUUUCUUUUUUUCUUCUGAUUGUCAUAUUAUUUGUAUGCAAAUCAUUGUUAGACCAAGAAACUGGACAAGGAAAUGUAUUUCUCCUGGUGUGAGAAUUUUUGAAAACUAUAAUUGUUGGAUAUGGGCUACGCCCAAUAUGCUACUCGGCCCAACGACACUCAUUAGUUGCAUUUUCGGCCCAGCGAGAUUGGAAGCAAGUCAUUAAUUCCCGCAGAAGGGCAAUCUCGGGAAUUCGUGAAGGAAACCCUA